AUGGUAAGAAUACAGAAUCCACAUAGUACUGCUAAGUUGAAGGUGGAUAGGCCCUUGCCUGAUCAACGACCAGUGUUUAAAAGGAUGUUCAUAAGCUAUGCUGCACAACUGAGGGGAUUUUUAGCAGGUUGUCGACCAAUAAUUGGGUUAGAUGCCUGUUUUUUGAAAGGGCCAUUUGGUGGUCAAUUGAUGCAUGCAACUGCCAAAGAUGCCAACAAUCAGAUGUUUCCUUUGGCAUUUGCUGUUGUGGAGGCUGAAACAAAAGAAAGUUGGACUUGGUUCUUGGAGAAUCUGAUGGACAUGAUAUGCAAUCCAGAGGAAAGGGGUUGGUGCUUCAUAUCUGACAGGCAGAAGGGAUUGACACAAACAUUUGCACAGUUGUACCCAACUGUGGAACAUAGAUACUGCAUUAGGCACAUGUACUCUAAUUUUAGUAAAGUGUACAAGGGUAAGGAGUGGAAAGACCUCAUGUGGAGGGCUGCAUCGGUGUACACAAUUUCUAAAUUUGACCAAGCUAUGGAGGCCAUUAAAUCAAUUGAUGAGGAAGCAUAUGAGUAUUUGAUGAGUGAACAACCCUCAACAUGGGCUAGGUGCAUGUAUGGAACAAGGUCUAAAUGCAAUCGAAUGGACAAUAACACAAGUGAAGCAUUCAAUAGAGCAAUCAAAGAUGCAAGGGACCAACCAAUACUGACCAUGGCUGAAAGUAUUAGAAGGUACCUAAUGACAAGGUUGCAAACAAGAAAUCAAUUGUACCAAGGCUGGAAGGGUAAUGUAUGUCCAAGAAUUAGAAGAAGGGUUGAGAAAGCAUGCAAGUUAAUGGGGGAAUGUGAGGUGAUUUACAGUGGUGGCAGAAUAUUCGAAGUACUUACUGUACUUAGGACCCAUGUUGUGGACAUAGGAGAGAGAACAUGCACAUGUAGGAAGUGGGAUGUCAGUGGGAUACCAUGUUCACAUGGUAUGGCUGCAAUAAUAGAAGAUAAAAGUGACCCAUUGGACUAUGUUGAUGAGUGCUUCCAUAUAAGUACAUUUGCCAAGAUAUACAACUUCAUCAUCAAACCAAUUCCUGACCAAACAAUGUGGGUUCAUACAGAAUUUGAUCCUAUAGGUCCUCCCCCUUUAAGAAAGAAGAGUGGUAGACCCAAGAAGAAUAGAAGGAAAGGGCUUGAUGAACCAAAGAAACCCAAUGGAGGUGUUAGGAAGUAUUACACAACUCUCAAGUGUAGCAUAUGCAAGCAGCCGGGACAUAAUGCCAGAACAUGCCUUCAAAAGGCUAACAGCACUACAGUUGACCAAGAAUGUCAAGUGGCAAUGGAAACAGCAAUGGUUGGAGGACAUGAAAUUGAAGUGGCAGAGGAAACAAGAGCCAAUAGUGGGAGAGGUAGUGGUAGAGGAAGGAGAGGAAGAGGAAGGAAGACUGGUAAAGGAGGAAGAGGAGGUAAGAGUGCUAGAGGAGAGAAGACUGGUACAGGAAGUGGUGCAAUGGUGGUUGGAGGCACAGGAAGAGGUGGUGAUCCUUCAUCAAAGUAUGGCACUAUUGCCCCAAGGGGAAGAGGAAGAGGAAGAGGUGGAACCACUGCUCCACUUCCUGGAAUUGUGAUUAGAGAAACAAAUCCUAACACUAGGGUGGAUAUUGGUACAAACAAAGGUGUAAACUGUGAGAAGGGUAAACAGCCCAUAGUUUGUAGAGGUAAAGCACCAAUAACAAGGAUUGGAGGUGCUCCAAGGGUGGGUUUGCCAACACCACAGGGAUGGAGAAGAUCCACAAGGAUGGGGAAUGCCAUAUUUUGGACUCAACCACAAACUUCAUCUGCAGCAUCAUGUGGCAGUGGUGGUGGAAGUGGUAGUACCGCAAUGCCAAGCACUCAACCAUCAAGUUCAACCCCAACAGCCCUGUCCUGCUGCUGUUCCGCUGGUAGUGAUGGACUGGACUGCUCUAUUAUGGACUGGCUGUCUGUUCUACCUCUGUUCUGCUCUGUUAUACCAGGAAUGGACUGCUGUUCUGUUGAUUGUAGGUACUGA
This is a messenger RNA of Rhododendron vialii, 2019 nucleotides long. RefSeq lists its product as uncharacterized. The record is from RefSeq and is a predicted model, not a curated record. Gene Ontology annotation, molecular function: zinc ion binding. The transcript has 5 exons. NCBI's taxonomy places the organism in Eukaryota, Viridiplantae, Streptophyta, Magnoliopsida, Ericales, Ericaceae. The coding region runs from base 1 to 2019 and encodes 672 amino acids.